AUGAAGAAUCGGAUGUGCCCCACACCAUUUGAACAGCUCAAACUGAGUCAUCUUCCCGGUCUUACUCGAGAAUGGAUCGAGCAUGGCUUCAAAAGGGAUUAUGAACCUUGGGAGACUCGUGAGGGACCUACCAGCCGCGAGAAAAGUCCAAAUGGCUUUAGGGUUAAUGUUACGAGUUUGGUGCAAGUUCUUGUUUUCAAGGCCCUGUUCAGUUGUAUUUGCGACGGAUCAGAAGUCAACCAUGGGUUUCCUCCCUCGAAGCUUGUUGAAUUGGCUCGGUGCAUCAAUCGUACCUGGAUCAAUUCUAAGGAGGAUAUCGUCAAAUAUAAGGACAACCAUGAGCUUCAAGCCUUGCUCCGAGAGGCUUUCCCUUGUCAUGGCCAAGGAACAUACAAUAUGCUCAACAUCCUCAUCCCAUCCUUCGAGACCAUGUGGCGUGUGGUUUUGCGCGGGUUCCUCCAAGUGCGGUUCUCCGUCAGUGCCGGCCGCCAGUGGUGUAGUGUGUUGGCUGGAUUUGCGAAGUCGCGCACACAGGGGCAAUUUGAAUUGCAUCCCGGAUCAAAGUUUGUGUCUGCUGAUGAGGGGAUCAAAUUCCUCCCAAAGGAUUUCACAUGGACCUCGCCAUCGGCUGAGGAGGUUGUCAAGGAGGUUCUGAGGCUCUACCCCCCAACCCGCCGGAUCUUUCGAGCCUACCAUUGGGUUGAAGAUUCACAAUCUUCUAAUGUCAGGAAUAGGGGAACGGAGAAAUUGCCUUUGAAUAUUGAACAACGUGCCGGUGAUUACCAUAGGGAAGGGCGGAUUCGUGAGGAGGUCAUCGCGGCUGAUGUCGAGGCCUGCCAUCUGGACCCGGGGAUAUGGGGUAUAGAUGCAGAGACCUUCGACCCGUUCCGAUGGCGUCAAGUGACAGACGAGCAGAGCGAAGCAUUUAUGCCCUUUGGUGGUCGGCCAUUUUGGUGUCCGGCACAAAAAGUCUUUGGACCACGGAUGAUUGGAUUCCUAAUGGGGACUUUGAUCACUGCCUUGGACGACAUUUGUCCCGAGGCUCAAAUGACCUGGUCAAUUGACUGUGCCAAUCAGGAUUUGGUACGGCGUUUGAAUUUGAAUGCAAGGCUAGAUAUGGGGCGAGAUGCAUUUGACGACCUGGAGCUGCUUGGUUCGUGGGAAUAG
Molecule: messenger RNA, 1167 nt
Organism: Penicillium maclennaniae
Lineage: Eukaryota; Fungi; Ascomycota; Eurotiomycetes; Eurotiales; Aspergillaceae
Exons: 1
Coding region: 1-1167 (388 amino acids)
Molecular function (GO): heme binding; oxidoreductase activity, acting on paired donors, with incorporation or reduction of molecular oxygen; iron ion binding
Source: RefSeq, a predicted model, not a curated record